UUGAAUCCACUUCUUUGGAACUAAUGCGUGUUUAUUGGAAGUCGUAUUAAAUAUAUACAAAACGCCACAUUCGCUGCUGGCAGUUCCAACCCUGCGCAACUCUGGCUUAUGCGCUGCAUCGAGAAAUGAAAUUGUUUUUCUAUUUUGGGCUAAUAACUGUUGGUUUCGCUGUCGUCACGAUGGAGGCCCAAGGAACGGUUAUGCCAUCACUAGCAAUCGAGUCACUAUCCGCAGUUACACACGAGAUGGACGAAACAGUGAAAUCAGGAGAAUUGCCAAUUUUUAAAGUCUGUGGUGAAACAGAAACAAAGGCCUCCAGUGGAGUCAUUCAGCCGUUAACUAAUUCAACAAAAGAAAAAGACUGUGAUUUUAACAUCGUCUCAUCAUCGGAUCAGCUGAUUCAGUUUUCAUGUUCGGUCCUCAACUUCGUUAAUAGCACCGAGAACUUACAAAUUUUUGGUGUCUCCGGUUAUGAACACGGUCUCAAUCCUGCAGCAGACAAAGUUUAUACUUCCCGGGGCAAUGCGAUUCGGUUUCAUUCUCAACGCUGCGCUUCACCCUGUUGGUUCGAUUGCAAGUGGACUUCAGUACCGAAAACACAACAGAACGUGAUGGCAUUCAAAUCUCCUUAUGAAUGCGGCCGAUCAAAAUUCAUGUCGCAAUCGACGAUCAUGGAGGAGACCGAGGCGACACCUAACGAGUUCCCGUGGAUGGUGCAUUUUCUCCUUGUUAAUUACACAAGCGGGAAAUACUUCACGUGCGGAGGAACACUUGUCAGCGACAUACAUAUCCUGACCUCGUCCUACUGCUUUUUUGACGUGACAUCAAGUUUUGCUACUAUUGUGAACAUCACUUUAGGCGCUCAUAAUCUCAGCGCCAACAGCAGUGAUCGCUUCCGCCAAAUCGCUCAGUGGAGUUCAAUCGCUUCCAACUUUCAAUUUAAUAGCUCAUCAGUAUUGGACAGCUAUUUUGCUAUUGUGACCCUAAUGGAACCGGUUACCAUAAACGAUUAUGUUCAACCGGCAUGUUUGCCACUCGACGACGAUCCUGAUCACGUGAACGAGCCCGUGGUCCUUACCGGAUGGGGAGACUACAAUGCUUCCGGUUCGUAUUCCGUUUUGCGCAAAACGACUACGACUGUCAUAUCCUCGUCCGGCACCAAUGGAACGUGCCAACAACAAGCAGGAUUGGGUCCUUUCUCGGGUUUCAACUUUAUCUGCACCAACGGAUCUCAACGCUAUUGUUCUGGUGAAAAUGGAGGACCGAUGUACUAUUACGACAGGGAAUGUGGUAGGUGGUUCGUUAUAGGAAUAGCAGGAAUAGGCGGAAGGAUUGUCGACUCCUUAAUCAACUGUCAGAACAGCAACAAGCCCAACGUAUUUAAUCGUGUCACGAGUCAGCUUUUCUAUAUUUCUCUUUUCAUGAGAAGAGCUAUUUCUUCACAAUGCAAAUUAACGACGACGACGCCUGAGUUUACGGCAGCACCGACAGCAGCGUCAAUAACACCAAACCUCAAACGUGAUAUGAUUACUUGCACUACAAUUUAA
Molecule: messenger RNA, 1547 nt
Organism: Daphnia pulex (common water flea)
Lineage: Eukaryota; Metazoa; Arthropoda; Branchiopoda; Diplostraca; Daphniidae
Product: chymotrypsin-like elastase family member 2A
Exons: 7
Coding region: 126-1547 (473 amino acids)
Biological process (GO): proteolysis
Molecular function (GO): serine-type endopeptidase activity
Source: RefSeq, a predicted model, not a curated record